This is a messenger RNA of Ziziphus jujuba (common jujube), 1155 nucleotides long. RefSeq lists its product as uncharacterized. The transcript is spliced from 2 exons. The coding region runs from base 141 to 902 and encodes 253 amino acids. The record is from RefSeq and is a predicted model, not a curated record. NCBI's taxonomy places the organism in Eukaryota, Viridiplantae, Streptophyta, Magnoliopsida, Rosales, Rhamnaceae.
UAUUUCUCAGUUGUUAUUUUCUGUCCGGUAAGAAAAUCCCAAUUCUCACAAUCUAUAAUUUUCCCUUUCAAUUUCCAGAGAAAAUGGCAUUUUUUCGCCUUCUCUAACCCUAAAGAUCAACCCGAAAUCGGACGUUUCUAAUGGCCCUUUUCGUUAAUUCACCCGAAAUUUCCAGAGUCUUUUGGAACCCUAACCCUAAUCCGAUCCAUAGAAAGCUCAAAAGCAUCAAAAUCUUGACAAAUGAGAAGGUCGGAUCUAAUUCUAGGGUUCGGGUUUGGUCUAGAACCAAAGAAUGCGAACUUACGGUUUCUGAAUCUGAUCAGAAUAUAAAUUUGUACGGGCAGUUCUCGACUACCGUGAAGCAUGGUUCCAAGCCGAGCAAAGAAGAAGAGGAGAAGCAGGAGUACUAUUUGAAUACGGGCUAUGCGAUUCGGACUUUAAGAGAGGAGUUUCCUGAGCUCUUCUACAGAGAGCUUAGCUUCGACAUAUACAGGGAUGAUAUUGUGUUCAAAGAUCCUCUCAAUACUUUUGUGGGCAUUGAAAACUAUAAGUCUAUCUUCUGGGCACUACGAUUUCAUGGCAGAAUAUUUUUUAAGGCUUUGUGGGUUGAUAUCAUUAGUGUAUGGCAGCCUGUGGAGAGUGUCAUUAUGGUUCGCUGGACAGUCCAUGGCAUCCCACGAGUCCCAUGGGAGAGUCGUGGUCGAUUUGAUGGUACCUCUGAAUACAAACUUGACAAGAAAGGAAAGAUAUUCGAGCAUCGUGUUGAUAACGUUAUUCUCAAUUCACCUCCAAAGUUCCGGGUGCUGGGUGUGGAAGCUAUUAUCCAAGCUCUUGGCUGCCCUUCACCUCCAAGACCAACAUAUUUUGAAGAGUCAUUAUCUUCACCUACAAAGGAAACUUAGUAUUGCUAAAGUACAUUAAAGUUUUGGAACACUGUGUCGCUGUGGUAGAGUAAAUAUGGAGUGAGCGUUUGGCAACCUCUUUAGUAUAUUGUUAGCAAAGUUACCGGUGGCUUGAGUCUAAUAACUGGCACUGGCAAAUGUGGAUUGUAUAGAACUGUAUAAUCACUAGAUUCCUAUUUUCAACUAGACUAUUGUAUACAUAUAUUGUAUAUUCUGUAUAGUUUGAGAUUAAUGCAAGCCCUCAUAUUUCCUA